GCGUGGGGGGCGCCCUGCUCGGCUCCCGGAGCCAGUCCGGCCGUGCGAAGGGGUCCCAUCAACCCCAGCCGGGCCCUGGGCCGGUCCCGCAGCGCCCGAGGCCGAUCUCUGCCCAGAGCCAGCGCCUGGCCAAGAGCCGCUGUCAGGCAGCAGCGGCCCCCAGCUCCAGGGGAGUCGUGACUCGCGCACCCCGCCCUCCCCCGCCCCAGGGUACCGGCCUGAGGGCUCCAGCCGGAUAAAAGCAGAGCCGCGGCGACCCCCCGUUUGGCCGAGAGACGCGCGGGGUUGACUAGGGAGCGGGUCGGCACCAUGGAGAGCGCCUAGCGUCCCUGCCCCACGCCCUCUCCCACUUCCCGCCGCCAGCCCCGUCUCCCCGGCCCCCGGCCCCGCUGCUGCCCGCCUCCUUCUCCCCGGAGCCCCCCGGGAGCGCCAGGCCGCCGCUGCCACUCUCGGCGCCGGCGCACGCUGCCUGGCGCUUGCAGGCGGGGGCACUCCCGCGCCGGGACUCUCCCUCCCACACAGCUCGCUGCAGCUCGCCGGCUCCUAGGCACGGCUGGCAGCUCCGCAGAUGGCAACGCCAGGCUCCGGCUUUUGGUCCUUCGGCUCCGAGGAGGGCUCGGGGGAGGCGGAGAACCCCGGCACAGCAAAAGCGUGGUGUCAGGCUGCCCAGAAGUUUACAGGAGGAAUUGGAACCAAACUCUGCGCUUUGCUGUAUGGGGAUGGAGAAAAGCCCACGGAAACCGGGGCGAAGGAGGAGCUGGACUCCGCGGAGAAGACACCGGCCUGUACCUGCACCAACAAGCCCUGUAGCUGCCAGAAAGCGGAUAUUAAUUAUGCAUUUUUACACUCAACAGAUCUUCUGCCAGCGUGCAAUGGGGAAAUAACAACUCUGUCUUUCCUACAAGAUGUUAUGGAUAUUUUGCUUCAGUAUGUGGUGAAAAGUUUUGAUAGAUCAACAAAGGUUAUCGAUUUCCAUUAUCCAAAUGAGCUUCUACAGGAACAUAACUGGGAACUGGCAGACCGACCACAGACCUUGGAAGAAAUUUUGUUGAACUGCAGAACAACUCUAAAAUAUGCCAUCAAAACAGGGCAUCCUCGAUAUUUCAAUCAACUUUCAACUGGAUUGGACAUGGUUGGAUUAGCUGCAGACUGGCUGACAUCAACAGCAAAUACUAAUAUGUUCACCUAUGAAAUUGCUCCAGUGUUUGUACUUUUGGAAUAUGUCACGCUAAGGAAAAUGAGAGAAAUGAUUGGCUGGCCAGGGGGCUGUGGCGAUGGGAUAUUUUCACCUGGUGGUGCCAUAUCUAACAUGUAUGCUAUGUUGAUUGCACGUUUCAAGAUGUUCCCAGAAGUCAAAGAGAAAGGAAUGGCAGCUAUUCCCAGGCUGGUUGCCCUCACCUCAGAGCAUAGUCACUUUUCUGUGAAGAAGGGAGCUGCAGCCUUGGGGAUUGGCACAGAUAGUGUGAUUCUGAUUAGAUGUGACGAAAGAGGGAAAAUGAUCCCAUCAGACCUUGAAAGAAGAAUUAUUGAAGCCAAACAAAAAGGAUUUGUUCCUUUCCUAGUUAGUGCCACUGCAGGAACUACAGUGUAUGGUGCAUUUGAUCCACUCCUAGCUAUUGCAGACAUCUGCAAGAAAUACAAAAUCUGGAUGCACGUGGAUGCAGCAUGGGGUGGCGGGCUGCUGAUGUCUAGGAAACAUAAAUGGAAAUUAAAUGGUGUUGAAAGGGCCAAUUCUGUGACUUGGAACCCCCACAAGAUGAUGGGUGUCCCAUUGCAGUGUUCUGCCCUUCUCGUUAGGGAAGAGGGCUUGAUGCAGAGCUGCAAUCAAAUGCAUGCUUCCUACCUCUUUCAACAAGAUAAACACUAUGACCUGUCAUAUGACACUGGAGACAAGGCGUUGCAAUGCGGGCGUCAUGUUGAUGUCUUCAAGCUAUGGCUGAUGUGGAGAGCAAAGGGAACUACAGGAUUUGAAGCACAAAUUGACAAGUGCUUGGAACUUGCAGAAUAUCUAUAUAAUAAAAUAAAGAACAGAGAAGGCUAUGAAAUGGUGUUUGAUGGAAAGCCUCAGCACACAAAUGUCUGCUUCUGGUACGUACCUCCCAGUUUGCGCAGCAUGGAGGACAACGAAGAAAGAAUGAAUCGCCUUCUAAAGGUGGCCCCAGUGAUAAAAGCCAGAAUGAUGGAAUACGGAACUACUAUGGUCAGCUAUCAACCGCUGGGAGACAAAGUGAACUUCUUCCGUAUGGUCAUCUCAAACCCAGCAGCUACUCAUCAAGACAUUGAUUUCCUGAUUGAGGAAAUAGAACGUCUGGGGCAAGAUUUAUAAUAAUCUGGUCUGCGAGUCUGGUCCAGAAAAAGUUGUCACAAACUGUGCGAAUGUAUUUGUAGUUUGUUCCAAAGUAAAUCUAUUUCUAUAUUGUGGCGUCAAAGUAUAGUACAGUUUAAAAUCAAGAAACAUGCUCCUUUUAAAUCCUCUCUUGAGUUUUAGAAUACCUCUUUAAUAAUUAGAUACACAAAAGGCUGCAUUCAAACAGAUAAGAAAUAACAGAAGAUACUUGCAAUUUCCCCCCAAAUUUUAAUACAGUUAGUAAAUACAUGUUUAGGUUAAAAGUGAUCAGAUUGAGUGGUGCCAAAUUUGCCCCAAAUGGUGACAAAAUCAAAUGGGGGGUGGGGGGGUGCACUAAGAUACAUAAAGUAAAGAAACUGUAUGUUUAAAAGUGAAAAUAUUUUGCCUUUUUCUUAGAUUUAGAACAGAAUUUCUGAUUUACCUAUAGCAACAUUUCAAAUGUAUUUAAAUACAUAUAAUU
Chelonia mydas (Green sea turtle) is the source of this 2807-nucleotide messenger RNA. It is a transcript of the gene GAD2, whose product is annotated as glutamate decarboxylase 2. The record is from RefSeq and is a predicted model, not a curated record. Gene Ontology annotation, biological process: GABA shunt. The transcript is spliced from 16 exons. Gene Ontology annotation, molecular function: glutamate decarboxylase activity; pyridoxal phosphate binding. NCBI's taxonomy places the organism in Eukaryota, Metazoa, Chordata, Testudines, Cheloniidae. The coding region runs from base 569 to 2326 and encodes 585 amino acids. Gene Ontology annotation, cellular component: cytoplasm.